This is a messenger RNA of Colletotrichum graminicola M1.001, 1704 nucleotides long. RefSeq lists its product as uncharacterized. Bases 1 to 1704 code for a protein of 567 amino acids. Lineage: Eukaryota; Fungi; Ascomycota; Sordariomycetes; Glomerellales; Glomerellaceae. The record is from RefSeq and is a predicted model, not a curated record. The transcript has 4 exons. Gene Ontology annotation, cellular component: nucleus. Gene Ontology annotation, biological process: positive regulation of transcription by RNA polymerase II. Gene Ontology annotation, molecular function: DNA-binding transcription factor activity; transcription cis-regulatory region binding.
AUGACAGGCAGGGAGUGCCAGAAGGGGUACAAGUUCCGCGCGCCCAAACACGCCGUCUUCAAAGAGAGCUACAAAUGGCCUCCGACGCCCAAGAAGCUCAAGUUCGUUGACGAGACGCGGGGGCUUGAGCUUGGAGUCAGCGAUGACAUCGACAGCGCAGAGUCCGUAGUCGGCUCCACUUCCGCAGACCUCGAAUCGACUGACACCUCGCCGGGCACCACGACCGCCGUGAUCUCGGCUGACCGCCCGCCGCUGCAGGCGGCCAAGGCGGCGAGUUGGCCUCUCCCCAACGGGAGCCAAAAUGAGAACCAUGGUGGGAGGCAUCACGAGAGCCCCCAUGAGAGCCAUCAUGAGAACGGUCAUGGCAACAGUCACGGAAGCCCACCCGAAGGCCGUCACGGCCGCGAAGUCAUUAACGAGCCUGCCCAAUCGCCGCCACGGGCAUCGCCGACCACGCCCGGCGCCGACCACCUCAGCCCCCAUGACGAUCGACGAGAGCCGUCCCAGUCCGACUCGGCCGUGACUCUACCUCCUAUGCAGUCCGUGCUGCCGCCCUUUGAAGGCAUAUAUACCGAUCGUCCCGCAUGGCCGCUCAUCGGCCGCCAAGAAGCCACUCUGUUCCGCCACUACGUUGAGAAGCUAGGAUUCUGGCUCGAUCUAUGUGACCCCAUCAGGCACUUCGAGACCGAAGUGCCGCAGCGGUCCGGCUCGUGCCCCAUCCUCCUGAACGCCAUCUUCGCGCUGGCGGCACGGCAUCUCAGCCUGACAAGCGCCUACGACUCGCUGGCCUCGAACCGUUAUCACGAGCAGUGCCUCAACUACCUUAUCCCAUUGCUCGACCACGCCAGCACCGUGUCAGACGAGAACCUGUUCGCCGCCACCAUCAUCCUCCGGGUUCUUGAGGAGAUUGACGUCAACACCCUUGGCCAGGACACGCACGGCCACCUCCUCGGCAUCCACGCCUUCGUCAACGUCGGAGACCGCUUCCUGGCCCCGGGCUCCCUGACCGCCGCCUGCUUCUGGGCCGGCCUGAGGCAGGAGAUCUACAGCGCCGUCAUCAAUCAACAGGUCGUCCGCAUGAACCUCGGCCACGCCAUCGUCGAUCGCUCGACGGCCCCGGGAGACGACUUUGUCUGGGCGAACCGCGCCAUCGUGCACUGUGCCGACGUCCUCAACUUCUGCUUCGGAUCCGAGGCGGGGUCCGUCCUACAAUGGGGCCAGCUCGAGAUGGCAAACAGGGAAUGGAAGAACGCGCUGCCGCCCUCGUACACGCCCAUCUUUUUCCGUGAGAGAACGAGAGACGAGGCCUUCCCUGAGGUGUGGUAUCAGAAGGCGUGUCACAUCAUCGCCGUCCAACAUCACAUCCUCGCCGAAAUGUACCUCGCACUAUUCAACCCGAGCAUACCGCGGGUCGGCGGCGGCCGCAAGGCUGCAGAAAAGCGGCUCACGGAGCAGAUCCAGGAACUGCUACGGAGUCUGUGCGGAAUCGGCAUGUGCAACCAGUGGUCACCGCCAGCCAUGUUCACGGCUUGUAUGGGCAUAGCCAUCGCCGGUGACCGGUUCGACAACAGACACGACCAAGAGGCGCUGCUGAAGAUGCUGAGCAUUACCGAACAGGCCCACGCGCGGCCCACGACGGCGGUGCGCGAGCAGCUAAUGAGUGCAUGGGGGUGGGUAGAUGUGGACGCCAUAGGCGAGGGAUGA